Molecule: messenger RNA, 3393 nt
Organism: Osmerus eperlanus (European smelt)
Lineage: Eukaryota; Metazoa; Chordata; Actinopteri; Osmeriformes; Osmeridae
Gene: cracdlb
Product: cracd like b
Exons: 9
Coding region: 186-2816 (876 amino acids)
Source: RefSeq, a predicted model, not a curated record
GUGUGUGUGCGCGUAGUCAAGGACGUAUCCUCCCCUGAAGCAAAAGAAAGUCAUCAGAAAUAAAGACCAGGAAAGAAGAGAGAGAGGAGAGAGAGAAGAGAAAGAGAGAGGAGCGGAGCGGAGAGGGACCAGUGAAGACUCGUGUGAGAGGGGCCGCUGUGGUGGAUCAACAGCCAACCCGCCCCAUGGAGGGCAGUGGAGUGGCAGUGGAAGGGAGUGCAGAUGAUCAUGCAGGGAAGAAGAAGUCUCGUUUCAAGCUGCUGAAGAGCCGUCUGUUCAGCCGUCUGAAGAGGAAGGAGAACCAGGUGCUGAUGAAGCCCAGCCAGUCUGCUGGAGAUGUCGGCGCUCGGGGCGGCUGCGAAGGAUUCUCAGACUCCGAGGAAGACUGCUUGGACCCUGCUGGAAGUCUCGGGUCCAGAGCCCUGUCGCACGACAGCAUUUUCCUGGCUGACCAAGCCCCGGGCCCGGCGGAGCCGGCGAGGGUCCUGUCCCAGGAGAACGUCCAGGGGAAGAUCCGAGCCCUGCAGCUCAAACUGCAGCAGCAGAACAUGCGCCUGGGCCCGCCCCCGCUGUUGAUACCCGGGAAGAGAACGGAAGAUUCCGGAGCCACCUCGGAGGACGACGGUUUGCCCCAAAGCCCCCAGGACAUGUCCUUCCAUGACAGGGCCGGGCCACGCUCCCCCUCUAAGCUAACCGAGUCUUACAGACAUCACAGCUCUCUGAGUUUAGCAGGGACAGGAAGUGAGGAGGAAGAGCAGUGGUCCUCACAGCCCUCAUCCCGGCCUCUCUCUCCGGCCCCGCCCGGCCUCGCCUGCCCUGCCCCCUCCUCCGAGCAGGAGACCUCCCCUGGAGUAGACCUCACCAGUCCACUCCAGUACGCUCCCAGUCUGGACAACUCUGCUGCGCGCCACCGCAUGUCCGUCAAGCCCAGGAACCAGAGGGCCAGCGCCAAGGGAAGGAAAGUGCCCGCGAGGGCCAGCAGGCCUCGCUCGGAGAGCCUGAGCGAUCUGGAUAUGGCUCUGCCCGAGGGAGAGGAGGACAGAGAACCAGAGGGAGAACCGAACGCAGCACCUGACAGAGAACCGGAGAGAGAACCGAGGAGAGAGGAGAGAGCGGAGGAGGGAGAGAGAGAGAAGGAGAUGGCCGCCGGGACCCUUCCUGAAGAGCAGUUCUACUCCCCUGCCUCGAAGAAAGACAACGUCCCUGUCGAGCCUUCAGCUCCCCCUGCUGGUGAGGACGUUGUACUGCAGACGAUGUCCUCAGAGCCAGAGAGGAAAGUGACCACCAAUCCUCUCUUCCUCCAGAACAUUCCUCAGGAGACAGGUGUCCCCUCAGCAGAACCCAGUAGGGCCAAGAGUCCCACACCCACCUGCCCCACUUCCACACCCACCUGCCCCACUUCCACACCCACCUGCCCCACUUCAACACCCAGCUGCCCCACUUCAACACCCAGCCUCAAGGCUGUUGAAGAGCCCCAGAACCCCACCCAGCUGGUCCCAAGCCAGCCUGUCAUGCCUCACACAAUGUCUAGUCAGGGUAAGAGAGAAGUCGCUGCAUGUUUAGAGCAGGGGAGUAGGUCCUUAUCCCACAAGAGAGAGUCCGCCCCUCUCAACUCGGUUUCCGGGUUCGAUAACACUUCAAACACACGAGAGCCGUCCUCCAGAGUGAAGGCAGGAGAGACCCCGGGAACGACCUCCAUCUCUUCAGAGAGACCGAGGCCUGCUCCUCGCGCUCGGGGGACAGCAGGAACUGUCUCUGCAAGGACGACAGGGGCUCCACCGGAGCGGGCUGGAGGAGCAACACCACCACCUGCUGGUCAAGACGAGGAACUGCCCGUUGACGUUAGUUCCUCUCAUCGCUUCUCCGUCUCGUCAGCCAGACAUCGCUCCAGGAACGGCAGAGGCAGCCACCCUGGAGCGAGGCAGGAAAAGGGGGAGAGAGAGGCAGGAGAUCAGGACCAGGAAGUGAAGUCUGUUGAGGACCGGUCCAGACAGGUGAGAGGAAGCAGCCGCCGCCCUACAGAGAGGAGAGGAGGGCUGAAACAGCAGGAGGGCGUCCCAGGGGAGGGGGGGAGACAGAGGGAGGAGCAGAAACAGACAGAGAAGAAGGCAGCCAUGAUCACAGAGCAGAAGGAGGAUGUAGAGGAGGAGCGAGGCAGGUGGGGGGCUUUCGGCGCCAAGCUACGCCCCCCUUCCCAGUCGGUGAAGCUUCGCUCCGACACCAUCCAAUCAGAGGACAGGAUUAAGCGUCACAGCAUUGAGGUCAUGGCCACGGAGCCCCAGCCAAUCAAAAAAGAGGAUGAGGCCGGUUCAAAGGUCGGGAGGAAGGCAGCCGGGCCUGAGCCCGUCUGGAUGUCCGUUGCCAGAGAGAGGAGCAGGACCCUCCAGCAGCACCUCACCAGCCUGGUGCCCUCAGGCGAACCCCAGGACACGCACACUCAUCCUGGGGCAGCGACCCUGCCACAACAGCCUCCGAGACAACCAUCUCCAACACCACAGGCGAAGCCUCAGACAUCUCAAUCGUCCACCCUGCCCUCCUCAUCCUCCUCGUCACCCUCGAGUGUGCGGGUCAGGAACAGACGGCCGCUGAGAGACAGAUUGACUUCCUCUCCCUCACAAACACCAGACCACAGUACAGAUGGAACUGGGAAAGGUCAAGCCGGGACUCUCAACACAAAGUCUGAUGGAUCAUCAUCAUCAUCACCUGGGCCAGCGCUGUUGGCCUCACAGCUGCCAGACACUCAGAGUGAUCAGCCAUCUUGGAUGGAAGUUGCGAGGAAGAAGGCGAUGGCAUGGAAUGUCAAGACCAUGGACUGAGAGGGGGGGUGGGUUAUAUUUCAUUAAAGACUUCACAAGGCCUUCUGGUACUUUGGAAUCACUGUAACUAUAAUAUUAGUCUACUGUACUAGUAUUUAGUACUGAAGUAACUGAAUCUGUUUUCCCCCAAAAAACGAUCAAAUUGCAAUGAAAUGUCUGAUGUGUAUCAGUAACAUACCAUUCAAACUAGGAAACUAAACAAAAAAAUCUUAAACGUCUCGUCAGUCACACUUUUUUAUUAUGUUUUUCGUAUACAGCAAGGCUCAGAUAUCUGGGAGUUUGUGCAUUCCAGAAGUGAUGAACUUCCUGUGCCAUAUCAGACCACGCUAACAAAACACGACGACAUGAAAACACGUACUGAAAAAAACCCACCACAAAAGAAGACGAUAGUUCAGCCAUUAACCAACGAAGAAGAAGGCUCAGAUCGUGUCCCCCUGUUGGUUAAGGUUAAGAAUAGGGAUUCAGACCCCAGGUCACAGAUCAACUGGAAUUGAAGAAACAAAGGUUGCUACGAUCAUGGAUGUUUCCGAGGCCCCAGAUCAAACCAGUAACAAACAAAAGACUUUGGGCACAAUUA